This is a messenger RNA of Oreochromis aureus, 4285 nucleotides long. Its product is annotated as NLR family CARD domain-containing protein 3-like. Bases 1024 to 3966 code for a protein of 980 amino acids. The transcript is spliced from 7 exons. NCBI's taxonomy places the organism in Eukaryota, Metazoa, Chordata, Actinopteri, Cichliformes, Cichlidae. The record is from RefSeq and is a predicted model, not a curated record. Gene Ontology annotation, molecular function: protein binding.
GCAGGAAAGUGCAGGAGGGACAGGUGAAGUAGCCAUGGUGCUAACGAGUCGGCUACGAGCUAAGCUAAGCUAGCGAAACAGUAAAGAGACAGUGAGUAAAUACUUUGGCUAUAAAUUAGGGUGAGUCUAUGAAUGCCUCCCCUGAUCUUGGUCAAUUUGAAGAAGGUUUUAAGUUUGUCUUAUCGCUAUUUGUUGACAGUUAAAGAGUCACCAUGGACCAGUUCACCGCCAGGUGUGCUUUAUUUUUCCCCCCGGCAGUUUAUUGUCCCAAUAUAGCACUGCAGUUUGCACAUGUAAGACUGAAGGCAGAGCCUCAGCUAUCAGGUUCCGCUCCCGUGGAACCAACUUGGAGAUUGGAUUCAGGAGCCAGAGAUCCUCUCUACCUUUAAGAAUUUCAAACUUUCUAUUUCAAAAAGCUUGUAGUUAAGGCUGGAACAACUGACCAAUGUUCAACCUUUAGUUACUGUUUUAGGCUCAGGCUGCUGGGGGAGUUCCCAUAAUGAUCACAUCUGAGAUCUGAACAACAGAACAACUAUUCCAACCAUUAUAGAUGAAUACAAAGGACACACAGGGUCAGAAGUUAUCAAAGAAAAAAACUGGAAGCACAAUAUAAGUAGAUAUAAAUGACGGCAACAGUUAUUAUAAAAUAUCAGUCUUGAUAAAGGUUACUUGGUGCUCAGUGUUGAUGUCUUGGUAAGUAUUGGUUCAAUUUUGGUUCUUGUUUUUAUUGAAUAGAUCUUCAUUCUUGUGUUUUCAUCCUGUGUUUCCCUUGAUAUUUUUUUUUUAUCUUUUUUUCUCCUUUUUUUUUAACAACUGACAAGUGUCAUCUAUUUGAUUCGAAUUCCUUAUGAUUCCAACUCAGAUUGGACCAGGGGAGCUCAGAGGUUUCCAGUGGUCAGUCUACCCAGCAGAAUCAGACACACCUGGACUCCAUAUUUAUGGUCUGUUUAGGGUGGAGGACUGCACUGACUUUCAAAUGUACUGGAGGACAACAUCAUCACUUUUGUGAAGAAUGAGCUGAAGAUGAUGAAGGUUACUCUGAACCGUGAUUACCCAGAAUGCUUGGUUAAACGGAGAGAGGAUGAGGGAGUGUUGGAACGUGGGGAUGAAGAGCAAGAGAGCUGCAGCAGGGAGGCAAUUGUGAAGAUCUCAGUCCACUUCUUGAGAAGAAUGAAGCAGGAGAGACUGGCUGAUUAUCUGCAGAGCAGAACAACUGCUGGAGCUUGUUGUGAAUUUAAAUCUCAGCUGAAGAAGAAGUUCCAGUGUGUGUUUGAGGGGAUUGCUAAAGCAGGAAACCCAACUCCUCUGAAUCAGAUCUACACAGAGCUCUACAUCACAGAGGGAGAGUCUGCAGAGGUCAAUGAUGAACAUGAGGUCAGACAGAUUGAAACAGCAUCCAGGAAACCACACAGACCAGAAACAACAAUCAGACAAGAAGACAUCUUUAAAGGCUUGCCUGGAAGAGAUGAACCAAUCCGAACAGUGCUAACAAAAGGAGUGGCUGGCAUUGGGAAGACAGUGUUGACACAGAAGUUCACUCUGGACUGGGCAGAAGGCAAAGCCAAUCAGGUCAUCCAGUUCAUUUUUCCAUUCACUUUCAGAGAGCUGAAUGUGCUGAAAGAGGAAAAGCUCAGCUUGGUGGAACUUGUUCAUCACUUCUUUACUGAAACCAAAGAAGCAAGAAUCUGCACGUUUGAAGACUUCCAGGUUGUAUUCAUCUUUGAUGGUCUGGAUGAGUGUCGACUUCCUCUAAACUUCCGCAAAACUCCAAUCCUAACUGACCCUAGAAAGUCCACUUCAGUGGAUGUGCUGCUGACAAACCUCAUCAGAGGGAACCUGCUUCCCUCUGCUCGCCUCUGGAUAACCACACGACCUGCAGCAGCCAAUCAGAUCCCUCCUCAGUGUGUAGACAUGGUGACAGAGGUCAGAGGGUUCACUGAUCCACAGAAGGAGGAGUACUUCAGGAAGAGAUCAAAAGAUGAGAAAAAGGCCAAUCGGAUCAUCUCCCACAUCAAGACGUCACGGAGCCUCCACAUCAUGUGCCACAUCCCAGUCUUCUGCUGGAUCACUGCUACAGUUCUGGAGGAUGUGCUGAAAGCCAGCAUGAGGGAAGGGCUGCCCAAGACCCUGACUGAGUUGUACAUCCACUUCCUGGUUGUUCAGGUCAAAGUGAAGAAGGUCAAGUAUGAUGGAGGAGCUGAGACAGAUUCACCCUGGAGUCCAGAGAGCAGGACCAUAAUUGACUCUCUGGGAAAACUGGCUUUUGAGCAGCUGCAGAAAGGAAACCUGAUCUUCUAUGAAUCUGACCUCAAAGAGUGUGGUAUUGAUAUCAGAGCAGCCUCAGUGUACUCAGGAGUGUUCACACAGGUCUUUAAAGAAGAGAGGGGACUGUACCAGGACAAGGUGUUCUGUUUUGUCCAUCUGAGUGUUCAAGAGUUUCUGGCUGCUCUUCAUGUCCAUCUGACAUUUAUCAACUCUGGAAACAAUCUGCUAGAAGAACAACAAAAAACAUCCAAGAAAUUUGAUACAAAAGAAUCUGCAGAGAAACACUUCCACCAGAGUGCAGUGGAAAAGGCCUUAGAGAGUCUGAAUGGACAUCUGGACUUGUUCCUUCGCUUCCUUCUGGGUCUUUCACUGCAAACUAAUCAGAAUCUCCUACAAGGUCUGCUGACACAAACAGAAAGUAGUUCACAGUCCAAUCUUGAAACCGUUAAGUACAUCAAGUGGAAGCUCAGUCAGAAUCUGGCUGCAGAGAAAACCAUAAACCUGUUCCACUGUCUGAAUGAACUGAAUGAUUGUUCUCUAGUGGAGGAGAUCCAACACUCCCUUAGUUCAGGAAGUCUCUCUGCAGAUAAACUGUCUCCUGCUCAGUGGUCAGCUCUGGUCUUCAUCUUACUGUCAUCAGAAAAAGAUGUGGAUGUGUUUGACCUGAAGAAAUACUCUGCUUCAGAGGAGGCUCUUCUGAGGCUCCUGCCAGUGGUGAAAAUCUCCAACAAAGCUCUACUGAGUUCCUGUAACCUAUCAGAAAGAAGCUGUGAAGCUCUGUCCUCCGUUCUAAACUCCCAUUCAAGUCUGAGAGAGCUGGACCUGAGUAAUAAUGACCUGAUGGACGCUGGAGUGAAUGCACUGUCUGCUGGGUUGGAAAGUCCACACUGUAAACUUGAAACACUCAGGCUGUCAGGCUGUCAAAUCACAGAACAAGGCUGUAAGGCUCUGGUGUCUGCUCUGAACUUAAAACCCUCUCAUCUGAGAGAGCUGGACCUGAGCUACAAUCAUCCAGGGGAUGCAGUUGUGAAGCUGCUUGCUGUGGGACAGGACCACCUAAACUGGAGGCUGGACAUGCUCAGGGUGGAGCCUGCUGGAGUCCAGUGGUUGAGACCAGGUCUGAAGAAGUAUUCCUGUCAACUCACAAUCGACACAAACACAGUAAACGGAAAACUCAGACUGUCUGACAACAAUAGGAAGGUGACACAUGUGGAGGAGGAUCAGUCAUAUCCUGAUCACCCAGACAGAUUUGAUGACCUCUGUCCUCAGCUACUGUGCAGAAAUGGUCUGACUGGUCGCUGUUACUGGGAGGUCGAGUUUAGUGGCCAGGCACUUCUGUCAUUGAAUUACCAAAGAAUUACAAGGAAAGGAAACACUAGUGACUCUUUGUUUGGAUGGAGUGAUCACUCCUGGAGUGUGAGGUGCACUGAAAAUGGUGUUGAUUAUAUCCUUCACAAUAAAACUGAAACAUCCAUCCCCUCCUCUUUUUCCUAUUCCUCCUCCAUUUCCACCGGAGUCUGUAACAGAAUAGCAGUCUAUUUGGACUGGCCUGGUGGCACUCUGUCCUUCUACAGAGUGUCCCCUGACACUCUGAUCCACCUCCACACCUUCAGCACCACAUUCACGGAACCUCUUUAUCCUGGAUUUGGGUUUGGGUUAUCAUCCUGGAACAGUCCUGGUUCCUGGUUAUCUCUCUGUUAAGUUUAGUACCGGAGGCCUGCCCAUGUUAAAGAAACUGUUUCAUACUUGAGUGUCUCUGUCAUUCAGAUUUCAAUUACAUGUUGAUUUUCAUUUGUAGACUUAUCUAAGCUAAAUGUUUGUUUUACUCUUUUGAAGUUGUGCUUAAACUGAUUUCUUAUGUAGUUUACCAAGUUAAUCAAAGUUAUGAAAGACUAACUGUGACAGGGCUUGCAAAAUUUCAAAAUCCCUGGUAGCCCUUCGGGCAGGCACUCUUCAGUUUUUGGUAGCCCAAAAUAAAUUUAAGUAGCCCGAAUAAAAAAGAGAGCAAUUUUUUGAUUUA